AUUGACACCUACCAGAAAAGCGCUCUUUCCAGGAGGUUAGCCGGCGACUGCAAAUAUGAAGGUGUUCGCUCUUCUCUUGUUCGCUGGAGUUUCUCUUGCACACUAUCGAGGUAAUCACGUAAGGCAGAGGGGUACCUUUCUACAGGAAACUCGGGUGAACGAGUACAAGAAAUCCCACACCUACACAUACGAGUAUGUCGCAUCGGUGAACAGCGGUUUCCCUGAAACGGAGGAGCGGUAUGCAGGACUGAAGAUCACGUGUGACACAGACUUCUACUUCGAGACAGACACUUUGGCUUAUUUGAAGAUAAGAAACCCAAUUCUGUACGAAGUGAACGUAACAUCCUUCGACCAAUCAGAGUCACACACUGUCUCCCCAGUCUCCAAUGAACUGAAGCCGUUGCUGGAACGACCACUCAAGUUUGAGUACAAAGAGGGAAAAGUAGGUCAGAUUUUCUGCAAUGACGAUGAGCCUGAGUACAUUUUGAACAUCAAAAGAGGAGUUCUUUCCAUGAUCCAUCACAAUUUCACCAAGCCUGAGUCUUCAUUACAUCACCGUGAACCAAGACUGUACAAGAACUGGGAGUUCAGCACUCAUGGAAUGUGUGAAAACCUGUAUGAUGUGCGUCACAACACACUGGAGACCAACACAAUCAAGGAAUUGCAAAUUACAAAGACCUUAAACCUGCACAACUGCAUUGGAAAACCCCGCGUGUUUUCAAACGUACCAGGAGUGCGCUGUCUUAGCGAGGACUGCAGCGUCAUUGAUGAGCCCCUACAGAUCUCUGUGUCAGCAUCAUGUGAUCUUUUCGGAACCGAGGAACAAUUUGUGGUGAAGGAUUGUAGAACGAUGGGAAGAUACAUUUUUGCACCAACACAGAUGAAAGGAAAUGCCAGAACUUUGACCAAGCAAUACCUGAAAUUCAAGGAAGUGAGGUCUGAAUCCCAAAGCUAUACCGUUAGUGGUGUUACCGCUAGGACAUUGGAAAUGACUGUGGAUGAGGGAGAGGACAAACCAGAGACUGAGGAACAACGUACCCAGACUGCAAACAUGGUGAGAAAAUUGAUCGACGACCUGAUCAAGAGCGUGGAGGAGAAUAAUUUGAUGUCUUGGCAGUUCAGUCGUUUGGUGGAAACCUUACGCAGGACCUGCAAAAAAACUCUUAUCAAGAUCUGGGACAACUGCUACAAUGACGAGAAACGCAGGCAAUGGCUGCUGGAAGCUCUGCCUUAUGUGUACAAGGAGGAGGUCUUUGAACUCAUCUCAGAGAAAAUCAAGACAUUGGAACUGGACUCUGGGAGGGCGGUCUCACUUAUUCGUGGUCUAGCCUUAACUCCAAACCCAACAGAAAAGAUGUGCUCGACCGUUGUGGAUCUCUGUUCUGGUUCUGUUGUCCAAGCAGACGAGACUCUGAAGAAAACCUGUUACCUUACUGCCGGUGCCUUGAUGCAUGACUUCUGCAAAGACAAGGACGCCACUUGCCUUACCAACAAAGUGGAUGUAAGUUUCCUUUUGAUGUGAUGAUAACUUGUUUCU
Molecule: messenger RNA, 1537 nt
Organism: Pocillopora verrucosa
Lineage: Eukaryota; Metazoa; Cnidaria; Anthozoa; Scleractinia; Pocilloporidae
Source: RefSeq, a predicted model, not a curated record